Molecule: messenger RNA, 2311 nt
Organism: Capsicum annuum
Lineage: Eukaryota; Viridiplantae; Streptophyta; Magnoliopsida; Solanales; Solanaceae
Product: O-fucosyltransferase 1
Exons: 9
Coding region: 265-1815 (516 amino acids)
Cellular component (GO): trans-Golgi network; cytoplasm; endosome
Source: RefSeq, a predicted model, not a curated record
CUAAUAAUCCUUUAAAACUUAAAUUACCAGUUGAUGUGAUUAGCCAUUGAUUAUACAUACACCAGGUACAAAUUUCUAAAUAUUAACAAACCACUGACUUCCAUAACGCGCUUAAUACCGCUACGGCAUCUAAUUACUAAUACAAAUCGUUUCCUAUUUAUUACUCCCAUUUUUUUAGCCUUCAAUGUCCAUAGUGUCGGUAUAUUUCUCUCCUAACCUUCACGUCAUUCUCAUUUAUCCGAUCUCAACAACAACAGCAGCAAAAUGCGAAGGCCUGGAUAUCGGCAACCGCUGAAACAGCAAUUAGGUGGUGUUAAGGCAAUGUUUAUAAGGCUAUCAAUUGCUGUUAUUGUUCUCGUGAUUUGUAUGUUCAUGCUUAUGACUGCUAUGUCCAGUAGUUAUAGUAGCACUUCUUCAGCUGAGAUCAAUACGGAGGCACUCUGGGGAACUGCUGCUUCUGAUGGCUGGAGGCCAUCAUCUACUCCUCGAUCUGAUUGGCCCCCUCCUCCCAGUGAAAGCAAUGGCUAUUUACGGGUUCGGUGUAAUGGUGGUCUGAACCAACAACGUAGUGCGAUCUGUAAUGCAGUUCUUGCUGCACGAAUAAUGAAUGCUACACUGGUGUUACCUGAGUUGGAUGCAAAUUCCUUCUGGCACGAUGAUAGUGGAUUUCAAGGUAUCUACGAUGUUGAACAUUUUAUCAAGACAUUAAAGUAUGAUGUAAAAAUAGUGGAAAGCAUUCCAGAAAUUCGAAAAAAUGGAAAGGUCAAGAAGAUAAAAGCAAAACAGAUUCGACCCCCUAGAGAUGCUCCUAUCAGUUGGUAUACAACAGAGGCUCUAAAGGCGAUGAAGGAACAUGGUGCCAUUUAUCUUACUCCUUUUUCACAUCGACUGGCAGAAGAAAUCGAUUAUCCUGAGUAUCAGCGGCUGAGAUGUAGAGUUAACUAUCAUGCUCUUCAAUUUAAGCCUCACAUUGUGGAGUUAAGCACCUCAAUCGUCGAUAAACUUCGUUCGCAAGGCCACUUUAUGACAAUACACCUUCGUUUUGAGAUGGAUAUGCUAGCAUUUGCUGGGUGCUUUGACAUAUUCUCUCCUGAGGAGCAAAAGAUUUUGAAGAAGUAUAGGCAAGAAAAUUUUGCAGAAAAGAGACUUGUUUAUGAUGAAAGAAGGGCAAUUGGGAAAUGUCCACUAACUCCAGAAGAGGUGGGUCUAAUUUUACGUGCAAUGGGUUUUGACAACUCUACUAGGAUAUACCUUGCUGCGGGUGAUCUCUUCGGUGGUGAGCGAUUCAUGAAACUUUUCCGUUCCAUGUUCCCCCGCUUGGAGAACCAUAGUACAGUGGACACCACAGGUGAGCUGGGAAAAAACACAAUGGGCUUGUUAGGUUCAGCUGUGGAUUAUAUGGUUUGUCUUCUCUCUGAUAUUUUCAUGCCAACAUAUGAUGGACCAAGUAAUUUUGCGAACAAUCUCCUUGGUCACCGGCUAUACUAUCGUUUUCGCACGACAAUCCGACCUGAUAGGAAAGCGCUAGCUCCUAUCUUUAUCAAUCGUGAAAAGGGUCAGACAGCUGGUUUCGAGGAAGCAGUUAGGCGUGCCAUGUUAAAAACAAACUUCGGUGGACCUCAUAAACGGGUCUCACCCGAAUCAUUUUAUACCAAUUCUUGGCCUGAGUGCUUUUGUAAAAAAUCAGCUGUAAAUCCUGCUGAUAAAUGUCCAUCAGAUGAUGUUCUUGCAACCUUAAAUAGCCAACUGGAGAAUGAAGGUAUAACUGACUUUGAGUCAAGCGGAUCAAAUUUGACGUCAGCUGUGGAUGAAUAGAUGUUAUGUGUGAAGUUUCUUGGUAAUAUUUUUGGAUGUUGAAAUGACGUGACACCGUGAUGUCAAAUGAAGAAGUGAGAUGGCUACAGGUUGGUUUUACAGGUAUCACUUGUCUCAGAUCAUUCUAUCUUAAAAGCUUUUGUGAUGGUUUUGCAUGUACAGUGUUAGUCACCACCUGAUGACAGUAAAUGUAGCUGUCAAUGAUAAAAGCGGCGUAGGAGGUUAGGUUACAGGAACAAAAGGAUCAUGAUUUAUUGAGAGUAUCCUUACUUGGAAUUCGAGUUAAUUUUUCUAUCCGCGGGAGUCCAGUGAGGUUUCGUGUGUAGGACAUAGGGAUAAUGCUGGAGAUGUCAAAAUCUGGGCAUUUUAUUUUGCUCAUUUUUUCAGUUUAUCUUUCGAGUAUCUGACGAUGUCUAGUUCAUUACAUGAACUAUUGUUGUAUCUGAAUUGGGGAUCUUCUCCAAUAUGAAUUAAGAUUCUUUCCCACAUUUCAUCA